UUACGUCAGUUAGGCGUGUUUGUGGUUGUGACUUGUGAUAACUCAGUUGAUUUUCUUCGUCAUUACUUGAGAGUCUAUUAAUAAACGUGCGAGUGGAUGAUUUGGAAUAAACUUUACAGUUUCUGGACCGGCGAUAGCGGUGCUGAAAAAAUGAACGUCCGUGAAGUUAUUGAAGAUUUAACACAAGUGUCUAUCGAGGUACGACAAGAGGUGACGAGCGUCACGAACCCUCGAGAAAAAGAGAAGAUUGCUCUACGGCAUAUCAAGAAAUACGCUGCAAAGGACGCGUGUGCCAACGAGUUUCAAAAAGGUAUUCUAGUCUUUACUCCUAAUGUCAUCCCCGGACGUGAAGCUAUUAAAAAAGUCAUUGAAUUACAAGUCAGAUGAAGAAUCUAGGGUUGAAAUUACAAAGGAGUAUCAAGAGCUUGUGGAAACAGAACAGAAGCUUGACCAAGAGUUAAAACAGCUGAAAGCCAAAGGAACUGACGGAUCUUCAAUGGAACACACGAUGCAUCAGCUUCAUAAGUAUAACGAUAUUAAAGACGCCGCUCAAAUCAUCCUUGGAGCAAUGGCCAGAGCAAAUGGAGUCACGAUCGCCAGUUUGCAUGAGAAAUAUGAUUUACCCCUUGAAGACUGAUUUCAUCUAACAAUCUAGACCAAAACCUGCUUAGAAUGGUUCAACGUCUCGCGGAGUAUCUCUAUGCGCCAGGACCUCACUGGGAAAAUAUGCGUUCUCGACUUCUUCACCUACUGCUGUAUCAAUUGCAUGCAUAUAUUACCAGACUUGGCUGCUCUUGAGAAAAAAUUUUCUAUCGAGGAUGGCCUUGUUGUUAUCGGUGUUCACAGUGCAAAGUUUGCCAAUGAAAAGGAUUCGAGUAAAAUUUUAGCUGCUGUUCAGAGAUACAAUAUUGCACAUCCUGUUGUUAAUGAUGCCAAACUUUCUAUGUGGCAAGACAUUGGAAUUGUCUGUUGGCCUAGUUUAGUGAUUUUAGGACCAAAGGGACAACCACUGUUUGCCUUAGUUGGCGAAGGCCACAGAGAAGAAAUGUUCUUGUACAUUAAAGUUGCCCUUGCGUAUUUCAAGUCUUUGAAUGAAAUAUCUGAUCAUUCUUUGCCGCUAAAGCCAUCACAACAUUUGCUACCGGUCUCAAAAGAUACUCUCUUAUUUCCUGGCAAGAUACAUUUGGCUAAUAUUAAAAAUAAGGACAGAAUGGUCAUCGCUGACACAGGAAAUAACAGGAUUUUGAUUAUGGACCUUAAAGGGAAGGUCGAACAUGUUGUGGGUGGAUACGCUCCUGCUUUUAGAGAUGGCAAUUUUCAAACUGCUAGAUUUAAUGCGCCGCAAGGAAUUUGCAGUCUCGGGGAUGAAAUUUUUGUUGCGGAUACAGAAAAUCACGCAAUUAGAAAAAUCGACCUUGUUUUGCAAACAGUGACAACAUUGGUAGGUACAGGUGAACAAAGCCAUGAUUAUGUUGGCGGAAAUGUUGGUAAGGCUCAGAGCCUAUCUUCCCCAUGGGAUGUGGCGAUACAUCACCAUAAGCAGGAAGAAAAAUCUGUGCCAGUCUUGAUGAUUGCCAUUGCAGGCACACAUCAGAUAUGGGGCUUCUUCUUGGAAGACACUAUAUGGUGGAAAAAGAAAUCAAUAACGGCAGGUACCUGUAUCGCAAUAGUCGGAAGUGGGAGAGAAGAAAAUCGUAAUAACUCUUAUCCUCAUGCUGCUGGCCUAGCCCAACCCUCGGGCUUAGCGUUGGCAAGGGAAAAGAAUAUGCUUUUUUUCGCAGACAGUGAGAGCAGUUCUGUCAGAGUUGUUCACUUGGAUGAUGGAAAAGUUUCUGGUGUAUGCGGCGGUGAUAGGAAUCCUGGGAAUUUACAUGACUUUGGAGACAUAGAUGGAAGGCAAUGUUCAGCAAAGCUACAGCACCCGUUAGGUUUGGCUUGGGAUUCCGUUGAUUCGGUUGUAUAUAUUGCAGAUACAUACAAUCAUAAAAUAAAAAAAGUCGAUCUCCUCGGAAACUGUCGCACUCUUUACGGAGCCGGAAAACCAACUGCAAACCACAAGUUUGAUGAACCAAGCGGAUUAGCUGUACAUCUAGGCAGCAGAAUCAUUUACGUCGCUGACACUAAUAACCACCGUAUUGUGUCUAUAAGCUUGGAGGACAAUAAAAUUGACACCAUCUCUGUUGAUUUGCCAAGUGAAACAACGCAUUCUGAUGGUACUUACAAGUUUGAUGCAGAAGUUAGUUCAGACGGUGGUAACUUGGAGAUUGCAUUGGACGUAAAGUUCAUGAACGAUCUCAAGCUUAAUUCAGAUGCUCCCCAAAGAUGGUCGGUAAAUUUGCCAGACAAAUGGACUACCCAAGCUUCUAAAGGUGAUUUGAAAACUCCGAUAACUCUGAAUAUACCCAAAGGAGAAUUGACAGUGGAAUUCAUCAUUAGUUUAGAUAUAAUAACGUGCAAGACUGAUGAAUGUAUACCAAAAAAAUUAGACUUGGUAUUUACCAUACGUAGAAAUUCCAAAGCACAAUCAAAAGUCAAGCUUAACGAAAUAUUAGAAAUUGAAUGAACACUUAUUUCACAUUUAAUAGGAUAUAAACAUGCUUCAUUAACACAAACAUAUUUAGGUUAAAUAAUAAUGUGGCAAUAAUUACCUUGGCUUGAGAAUUCCCUGGAUGUCUCUUAAGUCGCAUCGCACACUAACUGUUAUAUUCAACUUUAUAGAACAAUAAUAUUUUUAUAAUGAAAAUAUAAACGUCUACAUUUGAUAAA
Molecule: messenger RNA, 2766 nt
Organism: Neodiprion fabricii
Lineage: Eukaryota; Metazoa; Arthropoda; Insecta; Hymenoptera; Diprionidae
Product: NHL repeat-containing protein 2
Exons: 10
Coding region: 701-2563 (620 amino acids)
Molecular function (GO): protein binding
Source: RefSeq, a predicted model, not a curated record